This is a messenger RNA of Lodderomyces margitis, 2067 nucleotides long. Its product is annotated as apyrase. Gene Ontology annotation, molecular function: nucleoside diphosphate phosphatase activity. The record is from RefSeq and is a predicted model, not a curated record. Gene Ontology annotation, biological process: nucleoside diphosphate catabolic process. Bases 1 to 2067 code for a protein of 688 amino acids. NCBI's taxonomy places the organism in Eukaryota, Fungi, Ascomycota, Pichiomycetes, Serinales, Debaryomycetaceae. Gene Ontology annotation, cellular component: membrane. The transcript has a single exon.
AUGCUGCAAAUCGUUGACGACGAAAACUAUGGUAUAGUUAUUGAUUCGGGAUCUUCAGGGUCUAGGAUACAGAUUUACAAGUGGACGAAUCCCAAGUCGCAGUCAAAGUCCACUGAUCCAGAGAUACUUCUGUCUCCACCCAAGAUUUCACUACAUAAAGACUGGACAAAGAAGAUAACACCAGGUAUUUCCACGUUCAGGUCAAAGGACCAAAUUAAGCAGAUAUGGCCCAAUCAUUAUUCGGAGUUGAUGAAAUUUGCUGAGGGCAUUAUACCUACUGAAAACCAUUCUCAAACGCCCGUGUUUGUCUUAAGCACAGCCGGGAUGAGGUUAAUACCGAAAAAGACUAGGAAGAGUAUCUUAGCCGAAACAUGUUCAUCUAUCAGGAAAUAUACAAAUUUUUAUUUGCCCAAUUGUGAGAAUUUUGUGCAGACAAUCGAUGGUUCGACGGAAGGUAUAUAUGGCUGGUUGGGCUUGAACUAUUUGAUGGGUCAGUUUAACAACUACGAUGCCAAAUCAGACAAUCAUGAAUCGAUCGGAUUUAUGGAUAUGGGAGGCGCGUCGACACAAAUUGCUUUUGUUCCGUCUUCGAAGGGCCAAAUUGAAAAGCACAACAAUGAUCUUUCAAAAGUGACGCUACGAAAUAUAAAUGGUGAAACGCAAAAAUGGAAUGUCUUUGUUGAGACAUGGCUUGGAUUUGGUGCUAAUGAAGCACGACGGAGAUUUAUUGAGCUGUUGAUUAAUUUGUCCUUGGUCAAUGACAACGCAGGCAAUAGCAUCAGUGACCCUUGUCUACCACGAACUGCCCAUACAUCUUACAAUCUAGAAGGAAAAUCUUACGAGAUAAUUGGAGCAGGUAAUUACGAAAUGUGUAUCAAAUCUAUUUAUCCGUUAUUGAUGAAGUCCAUACCGUGUGUGGAUGAACCUUGCUUGUUUAAUGGAAUUCAUGGGCCCAAAAUGGAUUUUGAGAAGGACAAGUUUGUUGGGAUAUCUGAGUACUGGUACACCGCCAAUGACAUUUUUCAUAGUGGAGGUGAAUACGAUUACAAAGCUUUCAAUGUUAAAGUGAAAGAGUACUGUGAGAGCCAUUGGAGUACUAUCUUGCUGAAUUGGGAAAAGGGUGACUACUCAAAACUUGAUCCCAAUAAGUUUUUGAAAGAUGCAUGCUUUAAAGCGAGCUGGGUGAUGAAUGUUCUCCACGAAGGAUUUGGGCUUCCCAGAAUUGGAUUUGAGUUGGAUUCCGACAAGGAAAAGGACAAACAGCCAGAUGAUGUCACAGAUAAACAUGUGCCGUUCAAAACAGCUGACUCAGUCGGUGGAGAAGAAUUAUCCUGGACAUUAGGGAAAAUGUUAUUAUUUGCGUCAUCUCAAAUUGAUCCUGCAAAGUCUAAAGAAAAGUUAGAGAUCGGAAUAUACCCUAGCGAGAUCUCCGAAAAACACUUUAUCCCAGGUGGAGCGGUAGGUGAGGUACACCUUUUAGAUUAUGAUAGUGAUGACGAAAGAGAUUCGCCAUUGGGUUUGGCAUUCUAUUCACUUAUAGUCUUUUGCUUUUUCGGCUAUUUAUUAUAUACCUUUGGCUUUGGUCAACUGGGAAGCUGGAAAGGAAAGCUUAGGAGAUUACGAGUCCCCGCUGUGGUUAGACAAAGAAUUGCCUACGUGGGUUCUAAGGUUCCAGGGUUUGAGAAGUUGCUUGGGACAAUUUCGCUGUACGAUCGUAUAGAUCAGGACAUUAAUUUAGAAGAAGGAGCUGGGAUGGGCCCUAACAGCAGUUCGUCACCCUCGUUGCAAGCAGCGGACACUACUUUAGGUGCAUCGGUGUUGCGUACUAGACUGGCAAUCGGGUUGGAUACUGACUUUGACCAAUCGCCAAUUCCACGUUUCAACUCGUCUAGCCCAGUUACAAACACCAGUAACUACAAUUCCAAAAUUAAUGACUUUUUGAACAGACCGUUUGUUGUUCCUAAGAAGAGCUCGUUCUAUCAAGCUUCAGAGAGAAAUAGUAGAGAGUCGCUAUCGAGGAGCUUGAGUAAUUUAUCAUCACACAGAUCAAAGCCAUCCAUAGACUAG